Messenger RNA from Vanrija pseudolonga, 3393 nucleotides. RefSeq lists its product as uncharacterized. The record is from RefSeq and is a predicted model, not a curated record. Lineage: Eukaryota; Fungi; Basidiomycota; Tremellomycetes; Trichosporonales; Trichosporonaceae. Bases 1 to 3393 code for a protein of 1130 amino acids. The transcript has a single exon.
AUGCGUUUCCCCAACUCGGCUGGUCCGUCCCUCCUCCUUCUCCCCCUCCUCGCUUCUCAGGCAGUCGCGGCCCCUUCUCCUCGUCGCCAGUCCUCGCGCUUCCGCAAGGUCCACGCUGAGCGUGCAGGCGCACCCAUCCCGUACGCUUGGAACCACCUGGCCGACCCUCCUCCCGAGGUUGCGGCGCCCAGCGCCAACGCUACGACAUCGGUUGCGGACGAGCCUGCUGCUACUGGCAACUCGACCGCCCUCCCCAGCGUGAGCGCCAACGCCACCGAGAGCGCUACCUCUUCCGUCUCGGCCUCGGAGACGGCCUCAGUGUCGGCAUCGCUCAACGCCACCGUGUCCGCCACCGCUGGCCCCAACGCCACCGUGUCGGCCACGGACGGUCUUAACGCCACGGCGUCGCCCACGGACGGUCUGAACUCGACCGCCCUGCCCACGGCCUCGGCCAACGCCACCGAGCCGGCUGACCCCUCUGCGUCUGCGACGGAGAGUGCGACGUCGACCUCGUCUGACUUCACCAUCCCCGUUGGCUCCGCCCCGACCGACGUCCCCGUUCCCAGCUACCCCGACCGCAACAGCACUGGCAGCGAGACGGUCCCUAAUGCGCCCGACCAGCCUGACGCGGCCAUCUCGGCCAUCCAGUCGGCUGCUGAUACCUUCAGCACCAUCACGUACACCCAGUAUGUGCCCGCGGCCCCGACCGAGACCCCCAAGGGUGGCAUCGAUGGCGACGUCAAGUCGGCGGCCGAUGCCUACAUCCAGUCGGUUCUCAACGACAAGAUUGGCCACGCCCUCCCUACGGUUACCCUCGAGGUCGUCCUCCAGCCAACCCUCGAGGCUGACGGCACCUGGGACUAUGUUGUUAUCAUUGGCCACGACGGCAAGGCUACCGCUUCGCCCACGUUCCUCACCUCGACGGCGGCGCCUACGGCUACUGCAUCUUCCCCUGGUGGUGGUCUCUCGGGCCUUCCCCCUCCCCCCGCUGGUAACAACAAUGAGGAGCCUCCCCCCGCUGUGACGACCUCGGCCGACACCAACCCCACCCAGACUCCUUCCAGCCCGUACCUUGUUCCCGCGAGCAGCGCCAACUACGGUGGUACCGCCGUUCAGGCUGCCCCUACCCACGCGCCUCCUCCUUCGUGGACCCCUCCCGCCGCUCCUUCUACUGCCCCCCAGCCUUCGGCCGGAACCUCAAACCCCGGCUCAGGCUCGGGCUCGAACGGCGUCGACCCCAACGACGCGAACAACGCUGGAAGCAACGACAACGCCUCGCCCGACACUGGUGCUCAGCCUUCGUCUAGCCCCACUCAGAGCCCCGUUGACCCCGCUGCCCCCUCGUACCCUUCGCACGGCGGCGACUCGACUCCUGACAAUGGCUCGGCUGACAAUGGCUCGUCUCCGGACACCCCCGCUCCCUCGGAUGCUCCUUCUAACGGCGGUAGCGACGGUGGACCCUCGUUCCCUCCCCACGAGGCCCCCACCUCGUCGUCCACCGACGCUCAGCCUACUGGCAACCCCGGCCACAACUACCCCUCUGGCUCGCACCCCGAGAACCCCGUGCCCUCGUCUUCGGAGGAGUCCUCGGCUCAGCCCACCGCCGCCCCCUCUGACGGUGCUUCUGCUUCGCCUUCGGACCCCGCUCCCUCCGCCUCGGCUUCUGAGUCCGCCGCUCCUUCGGACCCCGCUGCCUCCGGCUCCGCUGCUCCCUCGGACGCUGACCCUUCGGCCUCGUCCACGUCGGUUGACCCCUCUGCUACCCCCUCUGGCAACGUGACGUCCUCGGUCGAGGCUUCGGCCACGGGCUCCGAGUCGGCCCAGCCCACUGGCACUGCCUCUGUGGACCCCUCCAGCUCCGCAUCGGUUGACCCUUCGGCCUCGGCUUCCGAGUCGGCUGCUCCUUCAGGCGCCGACCCCUCCGCUUCUGCCACGCCGACUUCGGCGGCUGACCCCUCGGCGACCCCCUCGGCUUCGGUCGACCCCACUGCCUCUUCGUCCGCCGAGUCUUCAUCUGUUGACCCUUCUUCGACUGGCUCUUCGAUCUCCGCUGAGCCUACCAGCGCCAACGGUACCCAGACUGCCGAGCCCACCGGUGCCAGCUCGACGGCGUCGGUGGACCCCACCGCCUCCGUUUCGGAGUCUGCUUCCGCCUCCGAGUCGGCGUCGGCUUCUGAGCCCGCCUCUGCUGCUCCCUCAGCCUCUGCCACCGAGUCGGCGUCGGCUUCUGAGUCCGCCUCUGCUGCUCCCUCAGCCUCUGCCACCGAGUCGGCUUCGGCUUCGGAGUCCGCUUCCGCCACCGAGUCUGCCUCCGCCACCGAGUCCGCUUCCGCCACCGAGUCUGCCUCCGCCACCGAGUCUGCCUCUGCCACUGAGUCUGCCUCCGCCACCGAGUCUGCCUCUGCCACUGAGUCUGCCUCUGCUUCGGCCUCCGAGUCGGCUUCCGAGUCUGCGUCCGAGUCUGCGUCUGCUACUCCCACCAGCUCGAGCAACUCUGACGCCCCUACUGGCACUCCCACUGGUUCGGCGGUUCCCACCAACGACAACGGCAUUGCCACCGAGACUGCCACCGAGUUCACCACCGUCAACAUCACCCUGACGCGCGAGGCCACCACCUCGGCGACGCCCACCGCGUCCGUGAACAUUACGUCGUCUGCUCUCCCAACCGACUCGGCCUCGGCUUCGUCGUCGGUUGACCCUUCGGCGUCGGCUUCGUCCUCGGCUUCCGCCUCUGCGUCGGCUUCUGAGUCUGCCUCUGCCUCUGCCUCUGCGUCCGCUUCGGCUUCGGAGUCGGCCUCUGCUUCCUCCUCCGCGUCGGCCUCGGCUACUGAGUCAGCUUCUGCCUCCGCCUCGGCUUCGGCUUCCGCGUCUGCCUUUUCCUCCGAGUCGUCGGCUUCGGCUUCUGCCACUGAGUCUGCCUCUGCUUCGGCCUCCGCCUCUGCGUCGGCUAGCGAGUCUGCCUCUGCCUCGGCAUCGGCUUCCGCCUCUGCCUCUGAGUCGUCGUCGUCGGCCUCCGCCUCUGCCACUGAGUCUGCCUCUGCUUCGGCCUCCGCCUCUGCGUCGGCUAGCGAGUCUGCCUCUGCCUCGGCAUCGGCUUCCGCCUCUGCCUCUGAGUCGUCGUCGUCGGCCUCCGCCUCCGCCUCUGAGUCUGCCUCUUCCGCCUCUCCCUCUGCCUCUGAGUCCGCCUCUGCGACCUCGUCUUCCGCUACUGCUCCUCCUACCUCCACGUCCCUCUCGCCCGGCGUGAGCCCCACCGGCUCGCCCACUUCGACGUCGGCCACUCCCAGCGGCUCGACUGAAGUCUGCCCCCGCGGCUUUGAGGAGCGCGACGAGUACGAAGAGAUCUGGGUCACUGAGGAUGAGAUUCUCCCCGGUGACGUGAUUCUCCAGUAA